AUGGACUCCUGUGGUCUUCUAGCUCUCUCUCUCUCCCUCUUAACCUUAUCUUAUCAGUUUCUGGCCAUAAAAUCUGAUGAGGCUUUGAUCCAAAACCUGUGUCACAAAACACCAGAACCAGUCGUUUGCGCAGAUUGCCUUCAUGGUGAUCCUAGUGGCAAGGCUGCAGAUGCUAGGAGAGUAGCACUGAUAACAGUGCGCUGUGCCGAAUAUGAUGCCGAACAAGUAUAUAAUUUCACGUUCAAUCUCUGGCAGAACACUCCCAAAUCAAAUGCUGCACUGUACAACAUCCUUGACACAUGUUCAAGCCAGUUUCUUGUGGCACAUGAUAGUUUUCGCGGCGCCACAGUUGCCCUUGAAGAUCAGGGGUGGCGGAAUUGGCGGGGGACUGCCAUUUAUGAAUUAACUACUCAAGUCACUCCUUACCUGAACCGCUGCCUGGACCUCUUCAAAAAGCAACCGCAGCUUCCAUUGCCAAACACUAUCUUGGUCGGGGCUAAUGCUGUCAACCAAGGCAUUGCAAUUAGCUUGGGGGUUUUGAAGAAUAUUCCUGAUAAGUUAACCCAUUCAUAA
Messenger RNA from Populus euphratica (Euphrates poplar), 573 nucleotides. RefSeq lists its product as uncharacterized. The coding region runs from base 1 to 573 and encodes 190 amino acids. The transcript has a single exon. The record is from RefSeq and is a predicted model, not a curated record. Gene Ontology annotation, molecular function: enzyme inhibitor activity. NCBI's taxonomy places the organism in Eukaryota, Viridiplantae, Streptophyta, Magnoliopsida, Malpighiales, Salicaceae.